CUCUCAUCCAUAGACACACAUUUAAAGGCUCUCAUCUAACCCUAAUUAUAGAGAGAGAAAGUCUCCAAUCCUCAUCGGUGGAACCAUGGACGAAGAAGGCGAGACCAUCUUAUUUUAUUCCAUGAAUGAGACAUUCGUUUGCUGGAACAUUGAUGAUUGCCCAGUCCCUGUGGAUACCGAUCUUGGUUCUAUUGUUGAUAAUUUCGAACAUGCUCUUCACCAAAUGGGCUUUGAGGGGAGAAUGAGCAUCAAUGUGGAUUGUAAGAAACUCAACUCCAACGAAGAAGCCUUGUUUAAGGCCGGAAGAAUUUUCUACUUACCCUAUGGCGAAACAAUGUACAGCAAUUAUGGUACUAGGCCUACUCUGGAUAUGACUUUUUAUAUGCUCUCUGUAUUACAAGAGACUGCACCAAUACUUGCAAAUUUAGCCGUAGUCGUCAAACCAAAUAUUGAUCCAGGUGGUGAGUUACAUAGGGUUCUGCACUGUUUGAAAUCGAGGGGUCACAAUGUUCUCCUAGUAGAGCUGCCACCUGAUGAAAAGUGUCUUUUUAGUGUUGACUCUCUACUUAAGAAUUCACGAUUUUUGGGUGGAGGAAAGCCUAGAGCCAAAAAAGAGUUAACUCCUGAAGAGAUGCGGCCUCUGUAUGACUCGGAGGAGGAGGAGGAGGAGGAUGGUAGUUAUGAUGUUAGCGAUCUCUCCAACCAGAAAAUGUUAGAUUUCUCAGAGCGUAUCAAACACGUCAAAGGGCCUAGGACAGUCGUCUUCUGGGACGCCAUUGAUUGCCCAUUCCCUCUUUGUUUCUCUCCUGAACAGAUCUUCCAGAAAAUCAAAUCAGUUCUUAUGAAAAAAGGUACGAAUGAUAAUAUUACAAUCUGGGCUUAUGUCGAUGAACGGUCUUGGAGGGAUAAGUGUCUGGGUAACAAGACUUGGGAUUCAAGAAUCUACUUUCUUCCCGCAGGGGAUAGACGUGUCAGAAUGUUAAACGACAUGUAUCUACAGUGUAGAGACGCUCCUCUGCACCAUUGUCCAGGACUUUUGAUCCUAGUCUCGAAUCAUUUCUCAGGUGACCCCUUCUACAUGGACUUGUUUCAGGACAUGGAGCACCAAAAUUACCAUCCUUUCUUGAUAAUUCCGAGGGAGCACAGCAACAUAUCAGAAAGCCCUGAUGAAUGGCCACAGUCUCUAUUUAAUAGACCUCGCAAAAGCUCACAAGGGCCUCUUCCCAAAAAGCCUAAACUGGAUGCUGCCUAAAGUAGCACAUGCCCAGGGCUGAUGAUACUCUGGUUAUUAUGAUGUUGGACGACCUUGCUUAUGUUCCGAUCUUGCUUGCUUCACAAGACUUUAUUGAUAGUUAAAGUUUAAAAAGCCAAUGACUAGUUCCGUUUAUAUGGAAGAAUGAGUUUUGUGAAGGCUAUAUACCAUGUCUCCUUACCACUUGACAAUCAACUGUGCUAAUAAUAUGGGUUCUAAAGUGUACAGUUCCAAUGAA
Brassica oleracea var. oleracea is the source of this 1490-nucleotide messenger RNA. RefSeq lists its product as uncharacterized. NCBI's taxonomy places the organism in Eukaryota, Viridiplantae, Streptophyta, Magnoliopsida, Brassicales, Brassicaceae. Gene Ontology annotation, biological process: regulation of gene expression. The record is from RefSeq and is a predicted model, not a curated record. Gene Ontology annotation, cellular component: peroxisome. The coding region runs from base 86 to 1252 and encodes 388 amino acids. The transcript is spliced from 5 exons.